AAUCCUGGAGCAAAUAUCUCUUCUCACAAGAAAGGUUCUUUCUCAUCGGAAGAUAGAGCCGAGGAUCCAUAUUCCACGCGAAGGAAGGUAGCAACCCUAAACUGGUAAGCUACCGAAUCUUUCUCCGUCAGUGUCCAACCCAAUGACCUCGAAGCUGAUUGCUUCCGGUCUCCGCCAACAACUCACCAAAUUCGCCCAUCAAUUCCGCCGUCAACAUCUGUCCACAGCGGCGGCGGCGGCGACUGCUGCGGCGGAGCCCCAACACCAUGAGGAUUCAACGGGAAUCACUAUGAAAGGUGUGAAAAUUUCUGGAAGGCCUCUUUAUCUGGAUGUGCAAGCAACUUCUCCCGUAGACCCUCGAGUGCUCGAUGCGAUGCUUCCCUACAACAUGUCUCGCUUCGGUAAUCCUCACUCUCGUACGCAUAUGUAUGGCUGGGAAUCCGAUUUGGCAGUCGAAAACGCUCGCGCUCAAGUAGCAUCUCUGAUUGGCGCCUCCCCAAAAGAAAUUGUGUUCACCUCUGGCGCAACGGAGUCCAAUAACAUCUCCGUAAAGGGGGUCAUGCAUUUCUACAAGGACAAGAAAAGGCAUGUGAUAACAACGCAGACGGAGCACAAAUGUGUGCUUGACUCGUGCCGCCAUCUUCAGCAGGAGGGAUUCGAUGUCACGUAUCUUCCAGUUGGGUCCGAUGGAAUCAUUGACCUGGAGAAGCUCAGGUCGGCUAUUAGGCCUGAUACAGGUCUUGUAUCUGUCAUGGCCGUUAAUAACGAGAUUGGGGUAGUUCAGCCUGUUGAGGAAAUUGGCAAAAUUUGCAAGGAGUUUAAUGUUCCCUUUCAUACCGACGCUGCACAAGCUUUGGGAAAGAUUCCAGUUGAUGUAGAGAAGUGGAACGUAAGUUUGAUGUCAUUGAGUGGGCAUAAAAUUUAUGGGCCAAAGGGUGUUGGAGCAUUGUAUCUUAGGAGGAGACCAAGGAUUCGAGUUGAGCCCCAAAUGAAUGGUGGUGGACAAGAGAGAGGAAUUCGGAGCGGGACAGUGCCUACACCUUUGGUUGUGGGGAUGGGCGCUGCGUGUGAGCUGGCAAUGAAGGAAAUGGAUUAUGAUCAUAAGAGAAUUUCUGCUUUGCAAGAACGAUUAUUGAAUGGGAUUAGAGAAAAAUUGGAAGGGGUGGUGGUGAAUGGAAGCAUGGAGAGGCGCUACACUGGAAAUUUGAAUUUGUCAUUUGCAUAUGUUGAAGGGGAGAGUUUACUGAUGGGGCUGAAGGAGGUGGCCGUCUCGAGUGGCAGUGCUUGCACUAGUGCGAGUUUGGAGCCCUCGUAUGUUUUGAGGGCACUGGGAGUAGAUGAGGACAUGGCUCAUACUUCUAUUAGAUUUGGUAUUGGCAGGUUCACUACAGAGGCAGAGAUUGACAGGGCAGUCGAGCUCACGGUUCACCAAGUGCAGAAGUUGAGAGAAAUGAGCCCGCUUUAUGAAAUGGUGAAGGAAGGCGUCAACAUCAAGGAUAUUCAGUGGGCUCAACACUGAUUAUGUUGCGAUGAUCGCAUAGAUUGCUCGGGCAUUGUGGGACGUGGAUUAUGUCCCCUGGAGACAGUCAAAUAGUUUGUCUGCUCAACCAAAUAAAUAGCUAUUGUUCAUCCAGGUAUCCCUAUAGAAUGGAACGUAGAAUGUGAAAUCGGUGUAAUACUUUUGAUCUUGGCUUACGCAUGGCUGUGGAUAAUGUGUUCUGAGUAAUGAGUGUAUUUUAUUGGCAGAUACUGAACUUAGAGGAUAAUGACAUGACAUGGACAACAGAUGAUCUAAUUUUGACCGCCUUUUCUUGUUUCAUUCAUGAUGGAUCUUUGUGUGUCUGCCAUAUUAUAUUUGGAGUUUGAAAUUUAUUCCAUAUCUCAAUUGAAGAGUUUGGUACCCUAUAAA
Molecule: messenger RNA, 1909 nt
Organism: Neltuma alba
Lineage: Eukaryota; Viridiplantae; Streptophyta; Magnoliopsida; Fabales; Fabaceae
Product: cysteine desulfurase, mitochondrial-like
Exons: 2
Coding region: 143-1519 (458 amino acids)
Biological process (GO): [2Fe-2S] cluster assembly
Cellular component (GO): mitochondrion; cytosol
Molecular function (GO): cysteine desulfurase activity; pyridoxal phosphate binding
Source: RefSeq, a predicted model, not a curated record